Molecule: messenger RNA, 570 nt
Organism: Brassica napus (rape)
Lineage: Eukaryota; Viridiplantae; Streptophyta; Magnoliopsida; Brassicales; Brassicaceae
Exons: 2
Coding region: 1-570 (189 amino acids)
Source: RefSeq, a predicted model, not a curated record
AUGGUUGCAAAACAAGCUUCUGGUUCGAUGUCAUCAACUACAUGGGAUAUGUUGAGGCGAAGAGAGGAUACCAAAAGCUGGGUGGAUGUUGUAUGGUUCAAAGGAGCUAUCCCGAAGCUUAGUUUUAAUAUGUGGAUUGCAAACUAUGAUAAGUUACCCACACGAUCCAGGCUUGCGGCAUGGGGCUUACCUAUCUCCGCAAACUACCCCUUCUGCUCCAACUACGAGGAAACCAGAGAUCACCUUCUCCUAUCCUGUCAAUACAGCAAAGCCAUUUGGACGGAGAUUUUCAUCAGAUGCGACCCGCCACAAUCACCGCUAGCCAAUUGGUCUGAGCUCCUAUCUUGGAUCAGGACUGCUCCAUCUUCAAGGCUAACACUUCUAAGGAAGCUGGCGACACAAACAGCCGUCUACCAUAUGUGGAAACAGAGAAACAACGUCGUACACAAUCAUAUAUCCCUCUCCACCGCAAACGUGUUCCGUGCCAUCGACAGAGAGCUAAGGAAUAUCAUCUCAGCAAGGAGACACAUGAAGGGAUUUGACUCACUCAUGGUUAUGUGGCUGAGAUAA